UCGGCGGCGGCCCGGCGGUUUGUGCCCCGACCGAGCCAGCGCCGCAAGGCCGAUGGUACCGACGCACCCGAGCCCAAGAUCAAGGCCGAGACGCAGGCCAAGGCCCCGCGCCCUAGCCAGGGUGGCCGUGGCGAUCGCAAAGCCGAGCACGGCGGCCGCGGUGGCCGUGGCGGCGCCGAGCGGGAUGGUGGGCGUGGUCGCGGCGGCCGUGGUGGGCGUGGCCGCGCGCCGCUUCCGAUGGGCCGCGUUGCGUUUGAAGGGUCCAUGGCAGCAGGCUCGUCGGGCACGAGCACGUCGAGCGUCAGUGCCGCCAAGAUGAAGAAGCCCGUUUCGUCCGAUGCCAUUGGUAUCAGCGUAUUGGACGAGACCCUUGACAACACGCAUUUGGAUGUCGAGGAGCCGAUCCAGUGGCCACCAGUGAUCGAGUCGACGAUGCAGCCCAUGUGCCUCCCGUUCGGUCGUCCGCCCAAGCACUUUUCCGUCACGGACGACGAAGCCGGCGGCGCUGUUUUUUGCGACGAGCUCGGCAACUUUAUCGUGCAGGACGACGACCUCUUCUUCAUCCAGCUGCCGACGACGCUGCCCGCCACCAAGGACGACGACGACGCGCCCGUCAAGCCCGCCAACAAGGACGCCGAGGGCCUCGAGCUCUUUGACAAUGCGCUCAACACGAUGCCGAGUGGGUACUUGGGCAAGAUUCAAAUCCACAAGUCGGGCAAAGCGGUCCUUGUCCUGGGUGACAAGACGUUUGAUAUUGCACCGGCUCAGCCGCCGACGUUCUACGAGGAGCUCGUCUCGAUGGAUACGAAGGACCGUCUGCUUUCGCACUUGGGGCCGGUCGCCAACCAUCUCGUCGUGACGCCCGACUUUGAGUCGCUCUUGGCAUAA
This is a messenger RNA of Saprolegnia parasitica CBS 223.65, 888 nucleotides long. RefSeq lists its product as hypothetical. The transcript has 8 exons. The record is from RefSeq and is a predicted model, not a curated record. Bases 238 to 888 code for a protein of 216 amino acids. Gene Ontology annotation, biological process: transcription by RNA polymerase III. NCBI's taxonomy places the organism in Eukaryota, Oomycota, Saprolegniomycetes, Saprolegniales, Saprolegniaceae. Gene Ontology annotation, molecular function: DNA binding. Gene Ontology annotation, cellular component: RNA polymerase III complex.